Eurytemora carolleeae is the source of this 1164-nucleotide messenger RNA. It is a transcript of the gene 128up, whose product is annotated as GTP-binding protein 128up. The transcript is spliced from 7 exons. Gene Ontology annotation, biological process: cytoplasmic translation. Gene Ontology annotation, molecular function: GTPase activity; GTP binding. Gene Ontology annotation, cellular component: cytoplasm. Bases 23 to 1126 code for a protein of 367 amino acids. The record is from RefSeq and is a predicted model, not a curated record. NCBI's taxonomy places the organism in Eukaryota, Metazoa, Arthropoda, Copepoda, Calanoida, Temoridae.
UAUCUAGAAGGAAAAGGUUAAGAUGGAUAUUAUCCGGAAGAUUGAGGAUAUCGAGGCGGAGAUGGCGAAGACCCAGAAGAACAAGGCAACAGCUGGUCAUCUUGGUAUGCUCAAGGCUAAGCUUGCCAAGCUCAGGCGAGAGUUGAUCACGCCGAAAUCUCAGGGAGGAUCUGCAGCCCAGGACAGCUUCGAGGUUGCUAAAACCGGAGACUCCAGGAUUGGAUUUGUCGGGUUUCCGUCCGUAGGUAAAUCCACUCUGCUCUCCAACCUUGCUGGAGUAUACAGUGAGGUGGCAGCUUACGAGUUCACGACCCUGACAACCGUGCCAGGUUGCAUCAAGUACAAGGGUGCUAAGAUCCAGCUUCUCGACUUGCCUGGGAUUAUUGAAGGAGCUAAGGACGGAAAGGGAAGAGGACGGCAGGUUAUUGCUGUGGCUAGGACAGCAAACCUGAUCUUUAUAGUUCUGGACGUCCUCAAGCCACUGGGACACAAGAAGAUCCUUGAACAAGAGCUGGAAGGAUUUGGGAUCCGUCUUAAUAAAACCCCGCCAAACAUUAUCUUCAAGAAGAAGGACAAGGGAGGGAUAAACAUGCAGAGCAUGGUUCCCCAGUCUGAGCUGGACCUGGAGCUGGUCAAAACUAUCCUGGCUGAAUAUAGGAUUCAUAAUGCAGAUAUCGUUCUCAGGUGUGAUGCUACCUCGGAUGAUAUAAUUGAUGUAGUUGAGGGGAACAGGACCUAUAUACCUUGUAUAUAUCUUCUUAACAAGAUUGAUCAGAUCAGUAUUGAGGAGCUAGAUAUAAUCUGCAAGAUUCCUCACACUGUUCCCAUCUCUGCUCACCACAAGUGGAAUUAUGAUUCACUUCUAGAGAAAAUGUGGGAUUAUCUCAAGCUUGUCAGGAUCUAUACUAAACCCAAGGGACAGCUUCCUGACUACGAGUCCCCUGUAGUUCUUCAGACUGAUCAUUGCACUGUAGAGGAUUUUUGUAACAAGCUGCAUAGAUCCAUCAUCAAGGAGCUGAAGUAUGCUCUUGUCUGGGGAUCCAGUGUAAAGCAUCAGCCUCAGCGUGUUGGGAAGGAUCACAUCUUGGAUGACGAGGAUGUUGUUCAAAUUGUCAAAAAAGUUUAAUUCAAACUUUAAGAAAAUAUAUUUUUCAACCCUUCUAA